GGCGGGGUCAGGCCAAUGAGCGGUGGCGGCAAGAUGGAGUCGGUGGCUCUGGUGGCGCCGGUAACGGCGCUCGAGUUCGUGGGGGACGUGCUGCUGGCGGGCACGGGCCCGGAGGUGGCGGCGUUCCGGCUGAGCGGCGGCGGCGGCGGCACGGCGGGGCGGCGGAGCGUGCUGCGUGAGGCCGAUGUGCAGGGGCUGCGGGCCGAGCCCGGCCCCGGGGGCGGCGGCGGGUCGGUGGUGCGGGUGGCGGCCUUUGGCGGGCGGUGGCUGGCCGUGGUGGCGGUGCGGCGGGGCGGGGCGGGCAGCGGCCCGCGGCUGGCGGCGUGCGGCGGCGGGGCAGCGCGGGAGCUGGGGGCGCGGGUGUGGGAGGCGCGGUGGGCGGCGGGCGGGCGGCUGGCGCUGGCGCUGGGCGGCGGGUCCGUGGGGCUGUACGAGUGGCGGGGCGGCGGGGGCUGGUUGCGGCGGGCGAGCUGCGGCGGGGCCGGGGCGCUGCGCUGUGCCGUGCUGGCGGGGACGGGCUGGGAGCGGUUGGCGCUGGCGGCUGGUACGGCGACGGGGAGCGUGGUGGUGUGGCGGGCAGCGGCGGCGGCGGCCCCACGGCGGAGGCUGCUCGGGCACCGGGGCGCGGUGCUGGCCCUCUGCUACGCGGCGGCGCGGGGGCUGCUCGCCUCCGCCUCCGAGGACCGCAGCGUGCGGGUCUGGGCCGUGGGCGAGAUGGGCGGCGGGGACGGCUCCUGCCUGAUGGUGUGCUACGGGCACGGGUCGCGGGUGGCCGCCGUGGCGCUGCGAGGGCCGUGCCCGGUCAGCGCCGGGGAGGACGGCGCCUGCCUGGAGUGGGACGGCGGCGGGGGCGUGCUGCGGGCGCGGCGGGGGCACCGCGGAGCCCUGCGGGCCCUGGCCCUGCGCCCCGCCGGCGGCUGCCUCGCCACGGGCGGCGAUGACGGCGGUGUCCGGUUCUGCCGGCCCCGGCGGGAGGCUCUGGACGGCGCCCCGGUGGCGGCGGCGCUGGGGGCCCCGGGGCGGCCGCGGGCCGUGGUGCUGGCGGGGCCGCGGCGGGUGCUGGCGCUGGGCGAGGCGGGCGGGCUGACGGCUUACGAGGCGGCGGAGGGGCGCUGGGUGCCGGUGCUGCCCGCCGCCACCACCGGUGGGACUCGCGGGGUGCUGGCGGCCGCCCCCCUGCCCGGCGGGGCCCAGGCGCUCUGUGCCCUAGCCGGAGGUGACGGGCGCCUCCUCAUCUUCGCCCUGGGGCACCCCGAGGCUUCCACCGGUCUGAGGCUGUUCGAGGGGGCCGUGCGCGGGCUGGGCUGGGUCUCCCGCCCCGGGCUGCCCCCCGACACUGCUGCUGCCCUCCUGGUCUCCGGGCCCGACGGGGAGAUGAUCUGGCUGGACGUUACCCACCGCCCUGGGCAGGAACCCCAGGUGUGGCUCAUGGGACGCUACCUCCUGCCCCCCUGCAAGCAGUGCUGGCACACCUGCGCAGCCUUCCUGCCCCAGGAAAGGCUGCUGGUCUGCGGGGACCGCCGGGGUUCCCUCCUCCUCUUCCCUUGCAGCAGCUCCCCAGGGCAGGCUGUGGAAAGCACUGGCAUCGCCAAUGGCAGCACAGACCCAGUCGGCGAGGACUGCGGCAGACAGUCAGAGCUCUCUUGCUUGUCGCACAAAGGGGCUCUUCCCCUUGAGGCCCCGCUCUCUGUGCUCUUCGGGCUCCACGGGAAGACAGGGGUUACUUCAGUGACCUGCCACGGGGGCUACAUUUACAGCACCGGUCGGGAUGGCUGCUACCGCCAGCUCUGCCUGCAAGGCCAGCGGCUGGAGGUACUGCGGAAGUACAGGCCCUGCAAAGGGCUGCAGUGGAUCGAGGAGCUGCGCUUCACCCUGGAUGGGGACCUGCUCGUGCUGGGCUUUCACUCUGACAACUUUGUGGUGUGGAGCAGCAGGACCGGCACAAACCUCCACUGUGUCCCCUGUGGCGGGGGGCACCGCUCCUGGAGCUACUGCAGCAGCUCCUCGACUGAGGCUUUCGCCUUUGUCAAGUGCGGGGAUGUGAUGCUGUACCGCCGCGAGGCUGAGCCCUGCGAGCAGCAGGUGCUCUUGGCGUCCCUGCAUGGGCGGGCGAUUACCUGCGUACGGCGCCUAGGGGCCGUGGAGGUGCCCGGCCACACUGCCCUUAACAUCUUUGUCACUGGCAGCGAGGACACCACGGCCUGCGUUGUAGUGCUCAGUGAGCACUCCCGGGGGGCCGUGCCACUCGCCCGGCUCAGUGACCACAUUUCCAGUGUGAGGGCACUGGCGCUGGCUGGCCCCACGGGAUCUGACCACAAGGGCUUGUCUGCCCUGCUUUUCUCUGCGGGUGGCCGGGCACAAAUCGAGUGCUACCAGCUGCUGUGUGCUUGGGACCCAGCCUCUGAGAGUGCCGUGGCCUGCCAGGUUGUCCAUGUGGCCUCCCACCGGCUGGACAAGCACUGGGACCGGAAGAAGAACAGGCACAAGCUUGUCAAGAUGGACCCGGAGACGAGGUACAUGUCCCUGUCGGUCAUACCCGGGACCAGCUCCGAGCAGCUGCCGACAAUCUGGAAGUUCCUGGCUGCUGCCUGCAGCGAUGGAUCAGUCCGGGUCUUUGGGCUGCUGGAGGCUGCCCGGAAGCUGGUGCUGGUGGCGGAGUCAUUUCACCACCAGCGCUGUGUGCUGAAGGUGGAGGCAUUCCUGCACACGCAGGCAGGAAGGGAGAGGAGGCACCUUCUGUGCAGCGCAGCCACUGAUGGCAGCAUCGCCUUCUGGGACAUCACCAGCCUCAUCACAGAUGCAAUGGAUGCCCUGCACCAAGCGGAGGGAGAGAUGCAGCCCCUGGCCCUGGGCACCCCGCUGCUCACCAUCAUGGCCCACAGCUGCGGUGUGAACAGCCUCCAUGUCCACGUGAUGCCAGAGGGACAGUACCUGGUGGCCAGUGGCAGUGACGACGGCUCGAUCCAUGUUUGCCUGCUGGAGGUGGCAUCAGGCGGGGACGAGGCUGCAGCAGGGACCUGCCUGCGCAUCCUGGAGCGGGUGGCCAGGCCCUGCGCCCACGCCGCCCAUGUGACAGGGAUCCGGGUGCUGCAGCCAGACCUGCUGCUCUCUGCCUCGGUGGACCAGCGCCUGACGCUGUGGCACCGGGGCCCGGGCGGGCUGGACGCACUCAGCACCACCUUCUUCCAUGUGCCUGACCUGGCUGAGCUGGACUGCUGGGAGGUGACAGAGGCUGGCGGGGAGCUGCGGUACUGCUGCGUGCUCUGCGGGCAGGGCCUGGAGAUGCUGCACAGCAUGGCCCCCACCAGGCCCGCUCUGCUGGAGGCUCCCCAGUAACGGGGCAGGCAUGCAGCACACCUUCCUCCCCACCUGCCUGGGGAGGGCACCCUGCACUUGUGCUCUGCCUGUCACCACAGCCCCUGUCCCAGCCUGCAUGCUGAUGUGUCCACUCUUGAGGAGACAGGUGUGCUUAGCUCCUCUGGGGACAGCACAGCCAUGUCUGGGGUGCUCAAGGCUGGCAAUCUCAGAGAAGGUGGCAGAUAUGGCCUGUCCUAGACAAGCCUAUGGCUCCCCAACCAGUAAAGGAGGAGUGGGGUCCUUGGCUCACCCUGCCCAGAAGUUCUUCCUCCCUGAGGUGCGAGGGACCUAUGACAAGGGUUUCCAGCCCUGGUCCCAGAGAGGAACAUGCCUGGGAGGGUACUGAGCACUGUGCCCUCCCUGCUUGAGAGCAGCAGGAUGCCAAGGCUGGUCAGGUGUGGCAUGUGGCAGGCUACAGCCUUGUGCUCCCUGGGGCAGGGCCCUGUGUGACAGCUGACCCUGCAGUGCUGGGGACACUGCUGAAAUGAGGGGGAAAGCUGAUCCUCUGCAGCAGCACCCUGCAGGGUGAGGGGGCAGCAACCCACAGGUGGUGUGCCAGCCUGGGCCUGGCCACACACCCCCUCAGC
Phalacrocorax carbo (great cormorant) is the source of this 3944-nucleotide messenger RNA. Lineage: Eukaryota; Metazoa; Chordata; Aves; Suliformes; Phalacrocoracidae. The record is from RefSeq and is a predicted model, not a curated record.